Messenger RNA from Chinchilla lanigera (long-tailed chinchilla), 2334 nucleotides. RefSeq names its product serine/threonine kinase 32B (gene Stk32b). Gene Ontology annotation, biological process: regulation of signal transduction; protein phosphorylation; G protein-coupled receptor signaling pathway. Gene Ontology annotation, molecular function: ATP binding; G protein-coupled receptor binding; G protein-coupled receptor kinase activity. Bases 82 to 1185 code for a protein of 367 amino acids. The transcript is spliced from 11 exons. Lineage: Eukaryota; Metazoa; Chordata; Mammalia; Rodentia; Chinchillidae. The record is from RefSeq and is a predicted model, not a curated record.
GACCAUUUUCAGAUUCUGCGGGCCAUUGGUAAAGGGAGUUUUGGAAAGGUCUGCAUCGUGCAGAAGCGAGACACGAAGAAGAUGUACGCCAUGAAGUACAUGAACAAGCAGAAGUGCAUCGAGCGAGACGAGGUGCGGAACGUGUUCCGGGAGCUGCAGAUCAUGCAGGGGCUGGAGCACCCGUUCCUGGUCAACCUGUGGUACUCCUUCCAAGACGAAGAGGACAUGUUCAUGGUGGUGGACCUGCUGCUGGGCGGGGACCUUCGCUACCAUCUGCAGCAGAACGUGCACUUCACCGAGGGCGCUGUGAAGCUCUACAUCUGUGAGCUGGCGCUGGCCCUGGAGUACCUGCAGAGGUACCACAUCAUCCACAGGGACAUCAAGCCAGACAACAUCCUGCUGGAUGAACACGGACAUGUUCACAUCACGGACUUCAACAUAGCGACUGUUGUCAGGGGAGCAGAAAAGGCAUCCUCCAUGGCCGGGACCAAGCCCUACAUGGCUCCAGAAGUCUUCCAGGUGUACGUGGAUGGAGGCCCUGGGUACUCGUACCCCGUCGACUGGUGGUCCCUGGGCAUCACGGCCUAUGAGCUGCUGCGGGGCUGGAGGCCCUAUGAGAUCCACUCCUCCACGCCCAUCGACGAGAUCCUCAACAUGUUCAAGGUGGAGCGUGUUCACUACUCCUCCACGUGGUGCACGGGCAUGGUGGCCCUGCUGAAGAAGCUCCUGACCAAGGACCCCGACAGCCGCCUAUCCAGCCUCAGCGACAUUCAGAGUGCACCCUACUUGGCCGACAUGAACUGGGACGCCGUGUUCGAGAAGGCGCUGAUGCCUGGCUUUGUGCCCAAUAAAGGGAGACUGAACUGUGACCCCACGUUUGAACUGGAGGAAAUGAUUCUAGAAUCCAAGCCACUUCACAAAAAGAAGAAGAGGUUGGCAAAACAUAGGUCCAAAGAUGGCACGAAGGACAUCUGUCCCCUGAAUGGGCACCUGCAGCAGUGUCUGGAGACGGUGCGGAAAGAGUUCAUCAUCUUCAACAGAGAGAAACUCAGGAGACAUCAGGGACAAGGUGGUCAAAUCCUGGAACCUGAAGGCCGAGCCGGAAGCCAGGCCCAAAGCAAGCUCCAGGAUGGCUGCAACAACAACAUCCUGACCCACACCUGCCCCCAGGGCUGUAGCAGCUAAUCCUCCACCUGCAGCUGCCCAGGAGGCAGCAGCCUCUCUGCCUUGCCCAUCCAGAGCCCCUCUCUACGCUAUGAUGGUCCCCAUCUCAUCCCUGAAAACCGGAAAGAGCGCUGGACUUGGAGCUGGGAAGCCUGGGUCCCAGCCAAUUUGCUCUGUGACCUCGGACACACCCUAUCUGUGCCUCAGUUUUCUGCAUCUGCCAAGGAAGUUAAGCAGCUCCCUUCCCCACCUCCAGUUACAAGAUUAUUGUGAGAAUCCAGUUGGAUAGCAGAUAUGCAAACUCUUGGGCAUUUAUAAAAUUGUUUAUAUUUGCAAUUAGAAUCCUAUAUUUGAAGUGCACUCCCAUCCCCUGACACAAUGAGACCAUCCUCACUCUGCAGUUUGACCUGACUUAGCUUGCUGGAUGGUACUUUGGAAAUCUACAGCCCCGAGGGCAUCUGAACUAUUUCACAUGUCUGCCCUUUUACAAAACACUGCUUCCAAAUCCUGUAGCAGCCCUGGGGUGAUUUCAUUUGCAUUCUCUGCUGGCCGCAGACUCUCUGACCUUGCAGAACCGUGCAGCACACAGACCAGCCGGGCCCUGAGUUCUUGGUAUUGCAGGUAUGCUCCUCCCUGGAUCCCCAAGGAUGCCCAGCCUUGGAAUGUCAGCAGCCUCCCAGACCCAUGCCCCUGGUGCUAGGAUGGCACAAAGGUAUCCUGUCAGAUGAUAGUCAGCUCACUGGUCAUCAGUUACACCACAGUGCUCACUGUGCUCCCCCAUAGCCCAGCCCGCAGCAGAGCCCCUUUCCAGGGGAGCAGGGGUCUGGACAGCCUGGAAGGGAAUCAAGGGACCCGAUGGACAUUGGUAAGAAUGGCUUCCUAUUAGUAACUUAGGAAGCAUGGGUGUUUAGAAAGUCUGUUCUGCAAGGAAAGUGGCUUUACCCGAAGGCCAGCUACUUUCAGGACAACUUGCCCUUGAACUGGGAGACACAGAGGUUUGAAAGAUAAACAAGGCUUUAAGGUCAGACUCAUGUACAGAAUCUGACCCUGCUGCUGACCUGCUGGAAGACCUUAGGCAAGUGGCAUGAUCAUGAAACUGUCAGGUAACUUAUUUUAAAAUGAGAAUAAAAUGGGGGCCCAGGCACGAUAACGCACACCUAUAAUCCCAGC